Nematostella vectensis (starlet sea anemone) is the source of this 4035-nucleotide messenger RNA. Its product is annotated as AP-3 complex subunit delta-1. Gene Ontology annotation, cellular component: endosome membrane; AP-3 adaptor complex; membrane coat. The transcript is spliced from 45 exons. Gene Ontology annotation, biological process: Golgi to vacuole transport; protein targeting to vacuole. Bases 141 to 3908 code for a protein of 1255 amino acids. The record is from RefSeq and is a predicted model, not a curated record. Lineage: Eukaryota; Metazoa; Cnidaria; Anthozoa; Actiniaria; Edwardsiidae.
UGCACGCUUCGGUGACCGUCAUCUUGGCUCUUGUAUCCUUAUGUUUCCGCCGUGAAGUUUGGAAUGGAAUAACUUACCUUUUUAACAUAGAAUCAUCCCGAAUAUCAAACCGAUAGAAGGACAAACACUGAGGAGUCAAGAUGUUUGAGAAAAAUCUCACAGAUUUGGUUCGAGGGAUACGAAACAACAAGGAUAAUGAGGCCAAGUAUGUGGCGUCUUGCCUUGACGACAUCAAGACUGAAUUGCGACAGGAAAAUGCAUCCAUCAAAGCAAAUGCUGUUGCUAAACUUGCUUAUCUUGAGAUGCUGGGAUAUGACAUCAGUUGGGCAGCGUUCAACAUCAUUGAGGUUAUGAGUAGUUCCAAGUUCACCUACAAGCGUAUUGGCUACCUGGCAGCGUCCCAGUCAUUCCAUGAGGGACUGGACAUCCUUAUGUUGACAACAAACAUGAUCAGGAAGGACCUUUGUAGCAUGAAUAUGUAUGACUCGGGCGUGGCCUUGGCCGGAUUCUCCUGUUUCGUGACUCCUGACUUGGCUAGAGAUCUUGCUAAUGAUGUAAUGAGUCUGUUGGUCUCUACCAAGCCGUACAUCAGGAAAAGAUCAAUCCUUCUUAUGUACAAGAUUUUUCUGAAGUUUCCAGAGGCUCUCAGGCCAGCGUUCCCAAGAUUGAGAGAGAAACUGGAGGACCCAGAACCAGGUGUGCAGUCAGCAGCUGUGAAUGUGAUCUGUGAGCUUGCACGGAAGAACCCCAAGAACUACCUGUCCCUAGCGCCACUCUUCUUCAAGCUAAUGACCAGCUCAACCAACAACUGGAUGUUGAUUAAGAUUAUUAAGCUGUUUGGGGCCCUGUGUCCUUUGGAGCCACGCCUUGGUAAAAAGCUUCUGGAGCCGCUCACAAACCUGAUUCACAGUACUUCAGCUAUGUCUCUAUUGUAUGAAUGCAUCAACACAGUAAUUUGUGGCUUAUCUGACCACCAGCCAUCCAUUCAACUUUGUGUGUCAAAGCUCCGCCUACUGCUUGAAGAUCCUGACCAGAACUUGAAAUACCUGGCUCUGCUUGCCAUGUCCAAGAUUCUCAAGACGCAUCCAAAAGCAGUUCAAUCUCACAAGGACAUCAUAAUUCACUGCUUGGAUGACAAAGAUGAGUCAAUCAGACUGAGAGCCUUGGACCUGGUUGUGGGAAUGGUGUCGAAGAAAAACAUAAUGGACAUCAUUAAGAAGCUGAUGAUUCACAUUGACAAGGCUGACAGUCAGAAUUACCGUGAUGAGCUGUUGUCCAAGAUCAUCAUGAUCUGUAGUCAGGGUGAUUACCAGUAUGUCACCAACUUUGAGUGGUAUGUGGACGUGUUGAUCCAGCUUACUCGGAUUGAAGGCACCCGCUAUGGCAAGCAGGUUGCUGCACAGAUGAUGGAUGUCACCAUCAGGGUUAAGGCAGUCAGGCCCUAUGCUGUCCAGUGUUUUUCGCUGUUACUGGAUAACAGCCACCUGAUGGGCAGUAAUGUUCAGAAGAAUGGGAUGUGCGAGGUGUUGUAUGCUGUGGCCUGGCUUGCUGGGGAAUUUGCGCAGCAUCUUCCUGACGUGAACGCCAUCAUGGAGUCCUUGCUAAGGCCAAAAGUGACCAGCCUUCCUGGACACAUUCAGGCAGUGUUUGUUCAGUGCAUUGCCAAGCUGUACGCCAGCAUCCUGGUCAAAAUGGAACAGGAGGAGGAUGUUGACGCUGCCAUUGCACUAGGUGAGCGACUUGCUGCACAGCUUCCGAUGUUUGUCCAGAGCUCUGAUCUUGAAGUCCAAGAAAGGGCAAGCUGUAUACUGCAGCUCAUCAAGUACGUACUGAAGCUUCAGGGGAAAGGUGUCCAUUGCGGUGACGAGGUGAACCUGCUCUUUGACGGAGAACUUAACCCUGUAGCAUCCAAGGCUCAAAAGAAAGUGCCUGUUCCCGAAGGCCUUGAUUUAGACAAGUGGAUUAAUGAACCACCCAAAGAAACAUCUGAAGAGGAAGACAAUGCUGAGGAUAUGUUUGCGGGUGUGGAGGAACAGAGUUACAAGACCCAGGUGCGCAAGGAGCAAGAGCCAGAUGAGGAAGAACUUGAAAAGCGCCGUGUGGCCCGUCAAGCAGAGCGAGAGAGCAACCCCCACUACCUCCGGCUUGGUGAGACCACACCCUCCUCAAAGAAGUCCGAGAUCAGCGUUGACGAUAUUCCCGUUGCUAACCUGGACCUGCCUGUGUCACUCAAGAUAUCAGGUUUAUCUGUGGACAAGAAGUACAAGAAGACCAAAAAGAAGAAAAGAAGAAAAGGUCGUCAUGGCAGCAGGGCGGAUGAUAGCGAUGAUAAUGAUGAUGGGUUCGAGCAUCACAAGUAUGAAGUGCUGCCCACAGGGGCCGGCGAGAUGCCCGAGGUAACGCCCGUCACAGGAGGCAAAGGGGAAGAGUCUAGCGGCGAGGAGGAAGACGUGAUUCGGAAAGGUCCUGAAGACCCCCACAAGCUAUUGGACGUGGACCUUGACAAACCCCUAGAUACGAGUGAAGCGCUUCCCGUGCGCACACAUCGCGUAGUGAGCCCUUCCCGCGAAGAUCACCAAGACGAGGCGCAGCCCAGGGAGGAAGAGGAAAAGAAAGUGAAAAAAAGCAAGCGCAGAAAAGACAAGGAGAAGAAGGGAAAACACAAGCAGAAGAAAGACGACAAUGACGAGAAGAGAGAGAGAAGAGAAAAGCGCGAGGCGAGAACAGACAAGGCUCGCAAAACAGCGGAGCCAGACCUGAUGUUGAAUGGCCAGGGGCCGGCACCUCCUGCAGAGCAUGUGUCCCCAGCUGAUGGAGAGCCCGAGGAUUCGAUAGCUACAGCCUCCGUAGAACCCACUGCUGAUACAACUGCCAAGGAUGGUAAAGAGCUUGACGAUAUGGAGUUCUGGCUGAGCACGUCGACAGAAGCCGCGCCCACGGCUACUGAACCAGAGCCGCCUCAAGCGAUACCAGAACCAGAACCCACAGCCAAGAAGUCAAGUAAACACAAGAAAACCGAGAGCGGAGAUCAGAAGAAAAAGACCCGAAAGUCUGAUAAGACAGAAAAAAAGCACAAGAAACGGCAUCGCCAGACUCAGGAAGAGGAACCGGAAGUUGAGCAUGCGGAACCUAAGCCUGACGCAGCGGCUGAUCUGUCAAUCAUGGACGAUGAAAGGACAGCGCCUAUGCCCGCCAUUUCGACUUACAAGGUCCUUGCAGAGAACAACUCCCUCAAACUGACGUACGAGACAAGAGUAUCACCACAGAAUAGAAACCAAGUCGUCGUAUCCAUUAUCUUUUGCAACCAGACCGACCUCCAUGUCAAAUCCAUAGAGUUCAACGUACUCGACUCGCUCAACACCAAGCUCAUCAGACCAAUUGGAUACUCGUCGCGGGAUAGUGUUCCCGUGCCCUUCCAGCUCCCACCAGGGUCGUCCAAUGAGGGUCAGUUCGCCUUUACCGUGGAAAGUAUUGUCAUGGCGCAACGGCUUCGUGGCACACUGACAUAUAUGAUAAAGGAUGCCGAUGGUUCCACGAGCGAAAAGAUGGACUUCUCCAUCAUCUUACCCUGCUCUGCAUUCCUCGUUGCAUCACCGCUUUCAAGCUCCGAUUUCGCUAGUCUUCUCGGAAGUGGGUCGCUGACGAAUAAGGCAUCCACCAAGUUCAAGACGUCAGAAGAAGUUGAGCUGGCAACGGCGAUAGCCAAGAUCUGCACUCUUCAGCAUUUCGCAGUGGUAGAGCACGUCGAUCACGGGGCGUCUUUGUACUCAACGUCUGUUCAAGGACAUCAUGUCUGCUUACUCGUCAAGGAUCUAGGGAAUCAUGAAGUAUCAAUUGAUGGAAAGUGCACCGACGUGUCCCUGGUGUCUUGCGUACUUGACGAAGCUAGAUCUCUAUUCACCUCUUAGUCUUUUAAUUUGAAUGAUACUUUAGAAAACAAAUAAACCUAGAAAUACCGUGAUAAUUUUUCAUUGGAGUUGGCUGCAAUUGGAUAAGUAGUGUUGGGAAUUUGUCAAUAAAAACGAAAUUGGGAAA